Messenger RNA from Naegleria fowleri, 1119 nucleotides. RefSeq lists its product as uncharacterized. NCBI's taxonomy places the organism in Eukaryota, Heterolobosea, Eutetramitea, Acrasida, Naegleriidae. The record is from RefSeq and is a predicted model, not a curated record. The transcript is spliced from 2 exons. Gene Ontology annotation, molecular function: oxidoreductase activity. Bases 1 to 1119 code for a protein of 372 amino acids.
AUGGACCUUUGUCCUCAACGAAAGGUUUGUGUAGUGACUGGAGCAGCAGGUGGAAUUGGUUCAGAAAUUUGUAAACUUCUCCUCUCUCAAGGCUGUGAAGUGAUUGGUGUGGACUGUAAUUCUUUCCGAUUGCAAGAGUUAGCGACCGAUUUUAAGAUUUAUUCUCCUCCUGCUUCAUUUCACAGUAUUGUCAUGGAUUUGAGUAGUGACAGUUCCGUGAUUCAGGGUGUUAAACAUAUUCAACAAAUCCUUCAAGAAAACAACGAACAACAGAAUGUUGAGAAUGAUGACACUAGUAUGACAUCUUUCUCGUUUCAUGCACAAAAUCAUCAUCAUGAUGAGAAAUGGAAUCAUUCUUCCCACGGUCAACCUCAAAAAAAGAUUUUUGCCUUAAUUAACAAUGCUGCAGUUCCAAGCGUUUCAUCACGAAUGAGCUCCACAGCAGAAGAAUUACCUCAACGAUUACAAGAAAUGUUAAAUAUUAAUGUGGGUGGCUAUCAUCGAAUGAUUCAUUACUUGCUUCCUUUCUUUCAAUUCAACAACAAUGAACAUGUUCUCAAUAAGCAACAAGAAAGAAGCCAUUCAAAUUCUGUGUUUAAUAUCGUUGCGAAAAGUCUUGUUGAAUUAUUGAAUUUGAAAGAAUGGAUCCCUUCAGAGAGAGUGGUCAGUGAAGAAAAGAAUUGUGGUGCAAUUAUUGUUAAUGUUUCAUCAGGAGCUGGAGUAUUGGCAGGCCCUUUUCUUGGCUUUUAUCCCAUCACAAAAUUUGCCAUUCAAGGUUUAACAGAUGUCCUGCGGAGAGAAUUGAAGCAUUUGGGAAUUCGAGUGUGUGGUGUCAUUCCUGGAUUUACCAAAAGAGGAAUGAUCUUUUCUCAAAAUAUACAAAUUGAUGAAAAUUCUCUUCUCUGUGAAUCCAUGAAGCAAAUGCAACAAGAUAUGAGCUCUAAAUUGGAAUGGAUUGGACAAGAACCGAGUGAGGUGGCACGUGUGAUUUUUGAGAAUUGUUUUUCUUCGAAUUGUGGAGAGAGAGUUUUUGCAGAUCGAUGGUUUAUGAGAAUCAUGUGGCCAUUGUUGUUGAUGGUGCAAGUGGUGUGUCCUUCUCUAGUGGAUCGAAUGUUUUAA